Molecule: messenger RNA, 3504 nt
Organism: Lingula anatina
Lineage: Eukaryota; Metazoa; Brachiopoda; Lingulata; Lingulida; Lingulidae
Source: RefSeq, a predicted model, not a curated record
UACUACAUGUGAUGUCGUUAAGAUGGCAAUUAAUGUUCGGGCUGAACUGACAUGCCGACAUAACUUAACAGAGAUCCAAGAAGAGACAUGAUCUAUUAAUGCCACCGUCACUAUCUUUAAAACCUUAGUCACUCAGUGGAGAACCGGUUUAUUCACCUUAUUGAAAUGCAUAAUGGAUUUUAUUUUAUACACACGGCAAAUUCUUCAUAAGACAAAAAGAUCUCCUGGUGAUACAAAGCGGCCUUUACUGACAGAAAAGGUGUUGAACAGAGAGGCUUUAAACAUCAAGUGAAAAAAGACGGAAUUUAGGUACCAGGGACUUUACUGAUACGAUAAACAUGAACAAAUGGACAAAACAGACAGAGGACAAAGCUGCAAAGCAGAAACAGUCGAAUGUUUUAAUCGAGAAAAAGGUUUCUUUUCUCGGCCAAUGGUACUCCACAGGACACGACGACAGCGCUUGCCAAGUAUGGAGGAACCAAAUUUCCUCCACAACAGCUGGAACAAAAAACAAACUAAAAAUUACCGAAGCUGGGAUAACAUUCGGUAGUAAAGCCAAUUUUUUCAACCGCUCAAGCGAUGUUUUGAAAUUAGAGGAUAUUCAUGACUUUUAUAUUGGCGACCAGCACCUCUAUAUUAUCGUCUGCGUGGCACGGGUGACACAUACAAAACAACGCAUAUUGCUAUUCCGUUGUCAUAACCUGAAGGAUUGCGAAGAUCUGGUGACAGUUUACAGAAAUCUUGUCGACAGUGGGAUUCGCACGGUCCCCCAGCAGUCACCAGGGACAUCGGAGUGGGACUACCGGUGGGGAUAUAGACUAUCGCGUGGAGGUAAGAGAACAUCGUCUCGGUGCCCCGGAAAACCGUUCAGUCGAUGUAAUACCUGACUACGAGGAACGCUAUCAUCACCAUUCUGAACAAAGCGGGCCCCAGGACUCGUAUUACCGGUAUGGUGAUGGACACAGCCCGGCAGGAGGAGGAAACCAGCAAAGUCACAUUUUUCGCGAAGAAAGGUCAACCUCGAGCAUUGUAACACAAAACCAUGCAAAUAAUCAGCACGCUGGGGAGAGACUCGCCGUGCCGGUGAUAAAACAUCAACAGCAAGGUCCUAUAUACAGCCGCGUCGAGCACGUGGAGGGAACGCGUGAAAAUAUGGGCGCUCGUCAGGGUAAACACACCAGCACACGCCAUUACAACGACAGCCAGCACCACCGAGAAUCAAGACAGCACCAGCAACAGCACGUUCACAGAACAGGUAGAGUGACGAGUUCCAGCGACGAUGAAGCCCGCCAGGUAAUUGACCAUUUUGACCGUGUCGUGGAACGCAGCGCCAGUUCUACAUCACGAGAUAGCCCCAAAAUGGUGCGGAAACCGGUUCAGACGGGAGGAGAAGUGGUAGAAAAGACGUUGGAGGUGCGUCGGUAUCAUAGUAAGCACGAUAGCUCGGAUGAGGAUUACCAGGCUAGGCGUAAACAGGAACAAAUGGAAAAAAUGACACUGGCCGAGCAGGUCAAGUUACGCGAUGAGGUAGAGAACUUAAAGGAACAGGUCGAACAAUUAAAAUUUGCCUCUCUUCAGAGAAAUACCCAGCCCCAGCAGACGGUCAUCGAGACCACCACCUCCACUUCCCAUCAAAACCGCUCUAAACGCCAUGGCGAAAAGAAACGUAAACACCGCCGCCAUAAAAAAUCAGACACGUCGUCUGCUACGGACUCGUCUGCUAGCUCGUCUGAUGAAGUAACCCAGGUCAAAGCUAAGGAAGUGUCAAGCAUGGAGGUGGCUAAAAGUAAUGUUGAUGAUCAUCAUAAAUUAAUGGUCACACACCACACCUUAGACCGCCAUGGUCAGAUGAACCAGAUAGAAACUUUCGGAAACUACGACACGCGCCCCCCUCCCCCGUUGCCAUUGGCCGAGGCCACCGCAGCUGGUGGUCAGCGUGUUACUAAGUCAGCCUACUCAAAGGUGAUAAAAACGUCAACGUCAGGAGGCGGGAAUACUGGACAGAUUGUGAGCAGUGGAAGUGGAGGGGCCGCUGUAAAAGGAAAAUCUCUUAAACUGGUCUCCAGCACUGGUGGCCCUACUUAUGACUGCGAAGGAAACCCAGUUUCACUCAGCCCUGAAAGCUCGACUUAUAGCCAUGCAAUGUACGGCGGUGGAACAACGGGAAGCAGCGGCUACGUCAGCAGCACGUACGGUACCACCGACCGCAGUGGAACCGGUUUGCGCGUCGUGUCAGCGUCGGGAGCUACAGCUAUUGAUAGUGAAGGCAGGCUUAUAAAUGACGGGACCAGCGCACGCAGCGUACAAAGCACUUCAUCCUAUCAGUAUGCAGGUGCCAACGGUCACGGUGAUCCACGUUAUCCACACAGACGGGGAUCCGUACGCCAACCACCUUGUCUACGGGGGCUCUACGUUAAAACGUGACGGUGGCGGCGGUAGUCAAUAUGGAGGAAGCAAUUACCAUACUACAGAACGUCAUUAUAGUGAGCGCGUAAUGUCACCGCCGAGAAUUGAGGUCACACCACCGCAUCCUACGCUGCUUACGCCAAAGAAGGCCGCCAGUGAGUACGGCUACCACUUUCACCGUGACGAGCCCGACUACGGUCACAGUGGCAACAGGGUGCAUAAAGUUACUAGACACACGUCGUCAACAAUCACUCGCCCUGCCGAAAGAGUCUACGUUCAACGUACACCAACCAGUUCACGUAACGUCGUUUAUUACGUCGACGGACACCCCUCCCCUCCUCCCCAGCAGCGUGUUGUUGAGACAGCGCCCAUCUAUGCGUCUUCAGGGGGUUACGAAUCUCGUUUCACGUCGCGCUCUUCAGGAAGCCCAAAGAGACAUUGAAUGUAUUGUAUAAUGAAAAUGAAUGCGACUUGUGUGGACAGUAUGAGGUUGAUAAUGGACUUUUUAAUUGCUUUAUCAGUUAAAUUCUUUUUCCUUUUCUUGUUAGUGCACGUAUGGUGCUAGAUAAGAUUGUUAUCAAAUAUUCCUUUUACAAAAGGAACUUAUAUGAGAUUAUUUAACAGUGAAGGACAUAGAGAGAUGGAUGGAGAGAGGGGGAGGGGCACAUUUUCCACGACCCUAAAUCAUGGAAAUAAUUGACCAUAAUAUUUGGCCGAAUUAGAUCCACUCUUUGAGCCCUGUAGUAAACUUAGUAUAACGAAAGGUGUACCAUUAUCAUACAUCAGAUUACAUUCAUCAGAUUACAGACAGUAUUUAGUGAAUGUUAAAAAUAUAUCGCAUUCAAAAUACGGUUCCGGGUACAUGUACCAGCAAGUUAAUGACUUUCUUUGUGCCAUAUUUCAAUACCAAUGACGUAAUUGUGACCGCCCACCUGGACCUUUUACCUAAGUGUAUUUAAUAUUUGUAGCGCCCCCCUUGCUUUGUAUAAAAUAAAUAGUAUUAUAGUACAAAUAGAACAACAUAUACAUACAGCUGCAAUAUCCAGUGCAUUUUACAAAAUAAAUCCAUUAUAAGAAAUAAAAUAAGUUUGAAAAGCA